AUGCUGCGCCUGGUGGUGACCAGCGCCCGCAUCCCCGCACCGCAGCUCACCGGUGCGGACGUGCACGUGCGCGCCGAGUUCAGAGGUGUCCCCAGGAGCACCCGAGUGGUGCCGGGCAAGUCUCAGACCGUCUGGAAUGAGUGGCCGGUCCCCAUACUGGCCGGUCGCUACCUCGUGCAGACGCUGGUGUGGCCGCUGGGUCCCCGUCCCCUGGACACGACCUCUGAGGUGCUGCUGCGGCUGCGCCAAUGGGGCCACCCCGCACCGGACGGGGAGCUGGGCGCCGCAGCGGUGGCGCUGGGGCGGCUGGCGGCCGAGCCGAGCAGCGAGCUGGCCCUCAGCGCCGUCCCGCUGCUCACGCACGAGCGGCAGCCCACGGGGGUGAGCGCCUUCCUCCCCAGCCCGCUCCUCAUCGUCACCGUCCCCCGCGCGCGGCGCCCGCGUGAUGGCCCGGACCGCAGCACCCAUCCGAGCCCCGCAGCAGGGAAAAAACAGGACUUCCAGGUGCGCGUGCGCAUCAUCGAGGGGCGGCAGCUGCAGGGCAACGACAUCAGGCCGGUGGUGAAGGUGCUCAUCGGCGAGCACGCCUUCCGCACGCGCAUCCGCAGCGGCAACAACCCCUACUACGACGAGGUGUUCUGCCAAAACCUGCGCCGGACGCUCGCGCGCCUCUUGGACGAGCCCAUCCUCAUCCAGGUGCUCAACUCCAAGGCAAUGCGCGCCGAGUCGCUCAUCGGCGUCUUCAAGCUGGACGUGGGCAGCGUCUACAGCGCUCCCGGCCGGGCGCUCGCUUGGAAGUGGCUCAGCCUCCACCAGCCCGAGCACCCCAACGCCGGCGUCCGGGGCUACCUGCGAGCCAGCCUGUGGGUGCUGCGUGCCGGCGAACCCGCGCCGGAGCUGGAGGCGCUGCCGCCGAGCGAGGACGUGGAGGGCAACCUGCUGCAGCCAGUGGCGCUGCCCGGCCGCGUGGCCACGCUGCAGCUGCGCGUGUACCGCGCCGAGGACGUGCCGCAGGAGGAUUCGUCUCGGCCCCAUUUCCCGCCGAUGCUGCCGGGGAGCAAGAGGAACAGCCUCAGCGUGGAGGCCACUUUCGCCGGCAGGACGCUGCACACCCGGGCCGUGCUGCCCACCGCCAACCCUGAGUGGAACGAGGUGCUCUUCUUCCCGCUGCGGGUGAGCCGAGUGACCCUGCCGGGGGACACCGCUGGGGACCGCAUGGGCAAGGGUGACGUCCUGGGCAUGGCCACCCUGCGCCUGUCCCAGGUGUCCUCAGCCGGCACAGAGCUGGAAGGUGGAGGCUCCGGCUUCCUGCCAUGCUUUGGGCCCAGCUUCCUCCCCUUGUACGGCAGCGUCGCCACCCGGCUGCUCCCUGCCUGGAGACCCAGCACCUCUGGACCCGCGUGUGGCACCACGUACCGCGGCCGCGUCCUGCUGGAGCUCAGCACCAGCACGGAGCGCCCGGGCGAGCGGGAGCGCGACGCCGUGGCCCCCGAGGACGUGGCCCGCCUGGAGCGCUUCCUGCGGCGCCGCACGUACGGGCUCUGCGCCGUGUUCGCCUCGGCCACCAUGCUGCCGCGCUGGGACGAGCUGCUGCAGGUCGAGGUCAGCGUGGGCCACUACGGCAACCGCGCCGAGGGCUCGUGCAGGGCGGCCGCCUCGGCCACGCCGCACGCGCGGCCCGUCUACGACGGCAACCGCUACUGCUACCUGCCCUGGUUCGACACGAAGCCCGUGGUGGCCUUCACCUCGUCGUGGGAGGACGUGAGCGAGCGCUGCGAGGCGCUCAACGCGCUGCAGGCGCUGCACGACCGCCUGGAGCACAACCUGGCGUCCCUGCGCCGCCUCCUAGACCGCGAUGCCGACGCGGACGAGGCCGGGAAGCGGCUGCUCCGCGAGCUGCUGGAGGACUGCAACAUCACCUGGGCACCAUUCACCGUCCCGGUUCACCCCAGCAUCACCCGGGCACCAUUGACCAACCUGAUUCACCCCAGCAUCACCCAGGGACCAGUUGCCAUCCUGGUUCACCCCAGCCUCACCUGGGCACUGUUCACCGUCCUGGUUCACCCCAGCAUCACCCGGGGACCAUUCACCAUCCCGGUUCACCCCAGCAUCACCCAGGCACCAUUCGCCAACCUGGUUCACCCCAGCAUCACCUGGGCACUGUUCACCAACCUGGUUCAUUCCAGGUGUCAUCCUCUCUGCCAUGCUGACAUUGCCCGGGUACCGCGGGAGCAGGGCGAGCCCGAGGCCGUGUGCGCCCAGCUGCGCGUGCGGCUCUGGCUGGCGCUGGCGGCCGAGGGCACGGAGCUGGCGCGGCACCUCGAGGGCGCCCUGCAGGUCCACGCCGAGACGUACGAGAACCAGCUGAAGCUCCUCGGCAAGUGGGGCACCCGGGGGCUGGUGGCCCGGCCCGUCUUUUCCGACGUCACUGGCAAAGUGGCCCUGCCCCGGGACAAGCUGCGCCCGCCGCGGGGCUGGCGCUGGGACGGCGAGUGGCGCGUGGAGCCGCAGCGGCGGCUGCUGCUGGACACGGAGACCAACGUGGCCAAGGUGCUGGAGGAGGUUUACGAGAACCAGAGCCGCCGGCCCGGCGGGGACUGGGCGCCCGCCGCCGUGCCCCACACCGACGCCGCUGGGUCGCCGGUGCCCCCCAAGGAGCAGGUCCCCUGCCCCGCGGGCUGGCAGGUCACCGAGGGCUGGCACGUGGAGGUGACAGGGGCCGUGGACGACGCCGGCUGGGAGUACGGGGUGAGCGUGACUGUGGGGCGCCCGCCGCCCGCCUGGCACCCCGCCGAGAAGACCUACCACACGCGGCGGCGCCGGCGCUGGCUGGGACGUCACCUUGCAGGACCCAGCUACUUCCAGCUGCGCUGCUACAUCUUCCAGGCCAUGGAUCUGGCGCCCCGCGGUGCCAAGGACACAGCAGACGCUGUGGCCCACGUGUCCUUUGUGCACCUGAGCCAGAGCACACGGGUGCUGGAGGGCACCCUGGAGCCCCGCUGGGACCAGACGCUGCUCUUCGAGCGGGUGCUGCUCCACGGGGACCCGCAGGGCGCCCGCGCCGAGCCCCCUCCCGUGGUGGUGGAGGUCUUUGACCAGGACGGCGGGGGCGCUGGCACCUUCCUGGGCCGCGGCGUGUGCCGCCCGGCCGUGUGCCUGGACGUGGGGCGCCGGCGGCUGCCCCGGCUCCAGCGCUUCCCCUUGGGCGGCCCCGCGGGGGCAGCGGGAGAGCUGCUGGCCGCCUUCGAGCUGCUGCACGACACCGAGGACGGCAGCCUGGCGCAGCUGCAGCCGCCGCCGUGGCGCGCGGGCACCUUCAGCAUCCCGGCGGGCAUCCGCCCGGCGCUGCGCCUCGUGGCGCUGGAGGUGCUGGCCUGGGGGCUGCGGAGGCUGCGCGGGCCCCCGCCGCUGCCCGUGCGGGCGCCCAGCCUGCUGCUCGAGUGCGGGGGCCACGCGCUGCGCACGCCGCCCAUCGCCGACCUCCGCGCCAACCCCAACUUCCCCGUCAACGCCUUCCUGCUCACCCUGCACCUGCCCGUGGAGGAGGACUACGUGCCGCCCAUCAAGCUGCGCGUCCUGGACACGUGGGACUUCGGCUACCGGCCGGAGCUGGGCCGGGCCAGCGUGCGCAGCCUGCGGCAGUACUGCUGCGAGCCCGCCGCGCCGGGCGCCCCCGCCGCGCUGCCCGGGCCCGCCGCUCCCCAGGGCUGGAUAGCCCAGCUCCUGGCCAGGAUCACGGCCGAGAUGGGGGCCGGCCACAAGGAAGAGGAGGAGGAGGAGGAGGAGGAGGAAGGCGACUGGUGGAGCAAAUUCUAUGCAGCCACGGGUGACGCGGCCAAGCGGCGCCGCGGACCGGCCAGGGAUGCACUGACAGUCUACAGCAGCGAGCUGGAAGCCGUGCCCGAAUUCGAGGGGCUGCAGGAUUUCUGCCAGACCUUCCCGCUGUACCGCGGCGCGGGGACGCCCGAGGGCGGCGAGGACCCCGUGGGCGAGUUCAAGGGGCUCUUCCGUAUCUACCCGCUGCCGGAGGACCCCGGCGUGCCGCGGCCGCCGCGGCACUUCCAGGAGCUGCCGCCCAGCGAGCCCCAGCAGUGCCUGGUGCGGCUCUACGUCAUCCGGGCGUUCAACCUGCCGCCGCGGGACAGGAACGGGCUGUGCGACCCCUACGUCCGGGUCUCGCUGGGAACCAAGAAGGCGGGUGACCGCGACCAGUAUGUGCCCAACACGCUGGAGCCCGUUUUCGGCAGGCUCUUCGAGGUGACAGCCACCAUCCCGCUGGAGAAGGACCUGCAGAUCUCGCUCUUCGACUAUGACCUGCUGCCACCCGACCAGGAGAUCGGCAGCACCAGCAUCGACCUGGAGAACCGGCUGCUCUCCCGCUACCGCGCCCACUGCGGGCUGCCCCAGCUCUACCACGUCGCCGGCCCCAGGCGCUGGAGGGACCAGCUCACGCCCAGCCGGGCGCUGGAGCGCCUGGCCCGCGCGCGGGGGCUGCCCGCGCCCCAGUUCAGCGCCGACGGCACCGCCGUCAUCUUCGGGGGAGCCACCUUCCUGCUCGGCCACUUCGAGAGCGGGCCGCCCACGUAUCGGCACCCCGGGGCGCCCCGCGAGCGCCUGGCCCUGCACCUGCUGCACGCGUGUCGCCUCGUGCCCGAGCACCUGGAGACCCGCACCCUGUACAGCAGCACCCAGCCCGGGCUGGAGCAGGGCAAGCUGCAGCUGUGGGUGGACAUCUUCCCUGCCAGCCUCGGUCCCCCAGGGCCCCCCACCGACGUCACCCCCCGGCAGCCCCAGAGCUACGAGCUGCGCUGCGUCGUGUGGAACACGCGCGACGUGGACCUGCAGGACACCAGCCUGGCGGGGCAGAGGACGAGUGACAUCUACGUGAAGGGGUGGCUGGCCGGGCUGGAGGAGCAGGCGCAGAGGACGGACGUGCACUACCGCUCGCUGCAAGGGGACGGCAGCUUCAACUGGCGCUUCGUCUUCCCCUUCAACUACCUGCCGGCCGAGCAGCUCUGCGUGCUGCCCAGGAAGGAGCACUUCUGGAGCCUGGACGAGACGGUGCACAAGGUGCCGCCCAAGCUCAUCCUCCAGGUGUGGGACAACGACAAGUUCUCGGCCGACGACUUCCUGGGCGUCCUGGAGCUGGAGCUGCUGAGCCUGCCGCAGCCGGCGCCGCGGCCCGGGCGCUGCAGCCUGGCGCAGCUGGGCCCGCCGCCGCGGUGGCCGCGCUGGGGGGGCCGCGCGCCCCGCGUCUCCCUCUUCCGCCAGCGCCGCGCGCGCGGCUGGUGGCCCUGCUCCGCGCAGGAGGGCGGCAAGCGGCGCCUGGCGGGUAAGCUGGAGCUGAGCCUGGAGCUGCUGGCGGCGGCGGAGGCGGCGGAGCGGCCGGCGGGGAAGGGCCGCGAGGAGCCCAACGCCUUCCCGCGGCUGGCGGCGCCGCUCCGCCCCGACUGCUCGUGGCUGCAGGCGCCGCUGCGGACGCUGCGCUACGCGCUGCGCUGGCGCCACCGCCGCGCGCUGCCCGCCGCGCUCGCCCUGGCCCUGCUGCUCGCCCUGCUGCUCGCCUUCGUCUACGCCGCGCCUGGCUACCUGGCCAUGAAGCUGGUGGACCCGCUGCAGGGCUGGCACCCGGGCGGCGGCGCCACGCGGGGACGGAGACCCCGGCGCUGA
Molecule: messenger RNA, 5670 nt
Organism: Nothoprocta perdicaria
Lineage: Eukaryota; Metazoa; Chordata; Aves; Tinamiformes; Tinamidae
Gene: FER1L5
Product: fer-1 like family member 5
Exons: 48
Coding region: 1-5670 (1889 amino acids)
Biological process (GO): T-tubule organization; negative regulation of phagocytosis; plasma membrane repair
Cellular component (GO): T-tubule; membrane; cytoplasmic vesicle
Molecular function (GO): calcium ion binding; calcium-dependent phospholipid binding
Source: RefSeq, a predicted model, not a curated record